This is a messenger RNA of Fimicolochytrium jonesii, 867 nucleotides long. RefSeq lists its product as uncharacterized. The record is from RefSeq and is a predicted model, not a curated record. Lineage: Eukaryota; Fungi; Chytridiomycota; Chytridiomycetes; Spizellomycetales; Powellomycetaceae. The transcript has a single exon. The coding region runs from base 174 to 527 and encodes 117 amino acids.
CGCGUCGCUUCUCCCCUUCCCCACUUCGGCUGGACCAAUUCUGGACAAGGGACGUGGGAGGUCGCAUGGGCGGCAAUUAACCAACCACACAGCACAACUCGGAGCAGCACAGGGCACGUCUGUCACCGGCUACCCACACCGACGUCCCCACUACCACCGAUACCCCUUCCAACAUGGCCGCAACGCAACAAUCUCACCUCGCCUCAACCCCCAAACCCCCCUACUUUGCCGUCAUCUUCACCAACAUCCUGCACGCCCCCUCCCCAUCUUACUCCCUCCUCGCAACCCGCAUGUCCACCCUCGCCGCCCAACAGCCAGGCUACCUCGGUCAGGAAUCCACCCGCAACGCAGAGACGCUGUUGGGGAUAACUGUGUCGUACUGGACGGACGAGGAGAGUGUCCGGAAGUGGAAGGGAGUCGCGGAACACCUUGCGGCGCAGGAAGUGGGGAGGAAGGAGUUUUAUAGCGUUUAUAAGGUUAGGGUGGCGGAGGUCAAGAGGGAUUAUGGGUGGGGGAGUGAGGUGUGAGCCAUAGCCAGCCGCUUGAGCUGAUCUGAACGAUCGACCUGGGUGGGCGUGUGCGCUCGGACUCUGGCGGACGCAUCCCACUCAUCGCGGUAGCCAGCACACCGCAACGACUGGCCAAGCAAGCGCCAUCUCGCACUUGACGCUUGAGCGUCCCCGACCUAUGGGACAUUCCCAGGCAAUCGGCGGUAACUUGAGGCGUAAAGAGCGGAGUAGCAAGGGUAUCUUUUUUUCCUGCAUGCACACUAGCCCUACACCUCAAUGACGAUGUUCACAAACUUGAAAAUAGAACAUGAAUGCAUCUGUAUGAAUGCAUUACACACCAAACCGAACCGUAUUUGCC